UUUUUGUCCAUAGAUAAUCUAGAGCUCAUAAGGGAACUUUUUAAAUGUAAAAACGCAAUGCGACAUAGGACGUUCCGUUCUACGGAGAGGGAACCAUGCGCAAAGCAUUCGGGUAGUCGCAGCGACCGCCGGAGGCCGUGUCGCUGGAGCUUUACUCUCGCGCGAGCGUAUUUAAAAAAAUUCGACGCGAUGUGAUUCGAAAUUCGGACCGCGCGAUUGUGCUUGGAAUUUAAAAAAUAAAAUUCUGAAGUGACGUGAGUGGAUUUGAAGUUUUUGAAAUUGGAAUUAAGUGUUUGAGAAGUGUCGGAGAUUUGAGUGUUUUGUUCUGUUCUAGACCGGAUUUCUUGUUGGCAUCUGAAGUGUUUUGUUUGCUGAAAUUGGAUAUAGUGCGGCAAAGUGAGGUAUCGACUGGGUUUCAAGGAAUGGACAAUAAAUAGGGUGUAACGCAGUGAUGCAAGAUCGAGGAUAUCCCUGACGGCGACAUGGCGAAUUGUUGCAUAUUAGUGCUGACCAUACUGUGUGCCUCACUGAUAUCAGGAGGCAGCACGCACAGACACGGCCACGAUAUCUCAACAGAGGACCCGGACCUCAGCGAGCAUGACAACUCUACACACCAUGGCAAGGACCGCGGAGGCUGGUCGCAAUGGAGCGAAUGGUCGCUCUGCUCGCGAACGUGCGACGGCGGCGUGUCGCGACAGCUGCGAACAUGUUCGUCGCCGGUCGGCUGUCGCGGCGAGCCAGUGCGGUACAAGAUUUGCAAUAUGCAGCCUUGCCGCGGCAACGUCUCCCUGCUAGAAGAGGACAUAUGGCGGGAGCAGCAAUGCGCAGCACACGACGGCACCGCUUACGGCGGCGAGCUGUUUCAUUGGCGCGCGCAUCGAGAUGACGCCGAACCGUGCGCCCUUACCUGCCGCGGGGAGCCGCAACACGCGUUACAGACUGAACCGAGUGCGUCCCUUGACGAGGAUGACCGCGUCGUUGUGGCAGUCCUGGCGGCACGAGUGUCCGACGGUACGAGGUGUCGGCCCGGCAGCUUGGAUAUGUGCAUCGACGGACGUUGCCAGCGCGUCGGCUGCGACCUGCGCGUGGGCAGCACGCGACGCGUCGACGAGUGCGGCGUCUGCGGCGGCGACGGAUCCUCCUGCUCAAGGCCACGGUACCACUGGCUCGCUACCCCGGGAUCCCUGUGCUCUGCGACGUGUGGUGGAGGCUACAAGAUGUCGCUAGCAGUCUGCCGCGAUCGGUUAACGGGGUCAGAUGCGCCUGAGCAGCUGUGUGACGCGUCAAGCAAGCCUCAGGCGUCCAUCGUUCCGUGUAACACCCAUCCGUGCCCGUUCAAGUGGUACGUUGGGGAAUGGUCAGCAUGCAGCGUGACCUGCGGCGGCGGUGUGCGCUCGCGUCGCGUCCUGUGCGCACGCUCUGCCAACAUGACUAGAGCGGACACCUAUGAACCAGGUUCGAGUCCAGACCCUGGUUGCGUGUCGCCAGCGCCUCGUUCAAGCCAGCCUUGCAACACUGAGGACUGUCCUGUCUGGGUUGAAGGACCAUGGUCAGGGUGCUCAGUAUCCUGCGGCGAAGGCAUCCAGGUUCGAGGUGUCGAGUGCACGCCAUCUGGCGGCGGCUGCGACCCCUCAGCCAGGCCGGAGAUCUCAAGGCCAUGCUCCACUGGUAUCAGUUGCAGAGAGGAAGAGCCUGAGGACGAUAUCGAAGAACUCCUCCCAGGCGUAGUGUACCACACACAACCCCUCAUACAACCAUACCCGCCGCCUCAAGCGAAGGCCGAGCGCCUCAUUGGAGAUCCCGACGUGCCGGUCGAAGCCACCUACAUCAAAGACGACGAAUGGGGACCGUGCAGUGUCUCAUGUGGAGAAGGUUGGAGAAAAAAAGAAGUACAUUGCAAGAUAUUCCUGGAGUUCAGUAGGACUAUAGCAAAAUUACCGGACAGCAAAUGCAUGGGACCGAAGCCAACGGAGGAAACUGAGAGAUGCGUGAUGGAACCUUGUUCGUUGGCUUAUGGGACUUCCUUUGGGGAUUCAAGCGUGCCUGCGUAUGGUGGAUCUGACAGGUCACUGACCUACGGUACGUCGAGCAACAUCAGGGUGGCACCAGGGUCACCCGGCAAGUCCUACUCUUGGAAGGAGAAGGGGUAUACCAGCUGCAGUGCGUCCUGUCUGAGUGGCGUUCAGGAGCUGAUAAUCCAGUGCGUGAGAGAUGAGGAUGGGAAGAAUGCUUCGCCUUACAUGUGUGACCCGCUAACAAAGCCUGAGAACAGAGUGAGGACUUGCAACGACCACCCGUGUCCACCAAGAUGGAACUACACUGAGUUCUCCCAGUGUACAAAAUCAUGCGGUAUCGGUAUACAGACGAGAGAAGUUUCGUGUAUUCACGAGGUGACCCGCGGAGGCACGAACACCGUAGUCGUACCAAACAGCAUGUGCCCUCAACCGCCUCCGCCAGACCGCCAGUACUGCAAUGUCCUGGACUGCCCCGUCCGCUGGCAUACUGGAGAAUGGUCGAAGUGCUCCAAAACUUGUGGAGGGGGGAUAAAGACGAGAGAUGUGGAAUGCAAGCAAAUAAUGGCCCAGUCCCACGUGGUGGAGCGGCCCGUGUCUUUCUGCAACUCUCCCAAGCCCGCACCCACUAAGUCCUGCAACAGCAGACCCUGUCUUUUGGACACAUCAGCGCCAGAAAUCCAGCUGGACAACUCUUCAUACAUACAACAUGAUCCGAAGAAAAAGAAGGUGACGGUGAAAGUGGGGGGUUCAGCCACCGUGUUCUACGGGACGCAGGUGAAGAUCAAGUGCCCCGUCAAAGGCUACAAUCGCACCAAGAUCCAGUGGGCUAAGGAUCACCAGAUCAUCACCAAAUCGAAGAAGUACAAGAUAUCGAAAAAGGGCGCUCUUCGCAUAAACUCCCUGUCGCUCCGAGAUCACGGCAUCUACACGUGCGUUGCUGGCCGCUCCAGCGCCAACCUGACGUUGCUGGUCAAGCCCCGGCCGGGCGAGUUCCCGUCCAGCGAGGAGAUCGAGCGGCAUAAGGCGCUGGAUGAACCGUCAUCGCCAUUAGCUGACAGCAGAACCGAUGGCCGCUACCGGGCCAUGGUGGGGGGCAGAUCGGACGACCAAUCCCACGAGCAACGGCCCGGCGACACUCGGAAAAGCUACAAAGGGAAACAGAAGGGUAAAAUAGACAAAAUCCGAGACGCCCUCCACAAUCCGAUGACAACAAAGGCGUCUCCUACCUACAACUCACAGGCCAGAGACAUUUACGACGAGAACGAGGAGAGCGCCGUCUCCUCUCAGAUGCUCCCCCCCAAGCCGAGCAGCGGCUCGCGGCUGCUGCCAUGCUUCCACUUCCUGGUCAUGCAGAUCCAGAUGUUUUGGAAUUUCCAGGGCUUCGGGAACUCGAGAGGACAACGGAUGGUAGACCCGCUAAUCAUGUACCAAAACUACGGCACCCCUAUCAAGGCACACAUCAUAAAUUUGGAAGACAAACAAAUCGUUUUCCCUGAAGAUGAUGAUUCUGACAUUAUUAUUGUUAACGAAGAUUAUGGUAAAAAUACCAUUGAUGAAGUUAGGGUCCAGAAUUUGAAAGAAGAUGACGAAACGACUACGGAAAUCAGACGAGUGGAAGCCGUGGAUGCCAAAGAGUACGCGUGGAUGACGACAGACUGGUCCCCGUGCAAUGCUCCUUGUGGACAAACGGGCCACCAGGUUAGAGGAGCUGUUUGCCAGCACAAGAAAGAGAACUCGACGACAACUGUAGAGACAGACGAAUGUCUCUCGCGCGGCUUGACGCCUCCUUCCGUGCUGAUCGCUUGCUCGAGUGGCGCGUGCGCCUCGUGGAGAUCGUCGCCGUGGUCGGCAGUUCGCUGUCUCGCCAGCGGCGCUGCCAUCGUCCGCCGCCGGGUGGAAUGCGUCAGUUCCAACGGCACCGUGCUGGCUCCAGAGGCCUGUGACAUUGGCACGCAGCCGGAGAAGACUAGGCGGGAACCACAGCCUUGCAAGGCGACUUGGGCUGUCGGGCCUUGGAGUAAGUGCAUAGGCCCUUGCAACACUCCAGGCCGUCAGCACCGCGUGUUGCGCUGCGUCUGGCGUCACAACCAAAAACAGAAGCGACGCAAGGAACGCAGCGCGGGCGCAGCUUGCGAGUUCCUCAGGCGGCCUAGCGUCAUACGGCAGUGCGACGUUGCAUGCCCGCGAGAUGGCGUCUGUCGCGACACGUCGCGCUUCUGCGAGAACGUCCGUGCCAUGAACAUGUGCGCCCUCCAGCGCUACAAGAUGCAAUGCUGCAAGACCUGUAAUUAUUAACAUAUUAGUUAAAAUACGCUACACAUUUUAACAAGUACGCUGUCAGUUCGCUGACUAAUUCUAUCAGUUUGCUGACUGUAAACUUAUCGAAUGGAAGUAUUCUUUUCAAACGUUUAUGAACAUGUGCGCCCUCCAGCGCUACAAACAACAGUGCUGCAAGACCUGUAAACUAUUAGUUCAAGUACACCGAAUAAUAUCAUUCGCUGACUAAUUCUAUCAGUUUGCUGAUUGGCAUCAUUUAGCGCGACUGUGCUAAACGAUUUAUAACGAUUACUUCAAGUAUACUAAACAAGUUAAUAAGUACGCUGUCAGUUCGCUGACUAAUUCUACCAGUUUGCUGAUUUAUUUCAGCUAAGACUUAUAACGAUACUAUGACGCCGGUUUCAAAAUUUAAAAAGAUCGCAAAUAUGGUCAUGCUAUUUACCAUUUUAUUGAGGCUAUGAUUUAAAAUAAGAAUUGAAAUGUAAUUAAUGUGGAAUUGAAGCAGGAAUACGUUUUUAAAGACAUAUUAAUGUGAGACGACUUUCAUUGUACCUAUUAAAAAAACUAAGAAUGUAAUACUUCAGUGCGAUUAUAUCAAUUCAACAGAUCUGAGCCUCUACCAUCAGUUGGCAGAGUAUUUUUCACUUACACUCGGUGAAUAAACGUGCCGUGAGUCACGUUUUACGUUUCUUUACGGUCUUAUGUACCUAACUUCACUCCACUCCAAACGAUACUGUCCCUUUCUAACUAUACUAAAAAACAGAGCAAGAGUUACGAGUAUAUCAGAGCUUUAUACAGCGCCUCUAGGAGUCACCUAAUGAACUAAAUAACAAAAUUGACACAUUUUCUCACGUCUACGUAAUUUACUAUCUAUGCAUUUCGCUCUCGCAUAUUAGUGCAAGUGAGAUGCACAGAAAGUAAUGUUACAUAUACUGAUGUAGCCGUGAAUAUGGAGGGUAGAGGUAAGGAGAAUCCUUUAUGACUUUAUGAGAAAACUCCUUUAUGGGAGAAUAUUUGCAAAAACUGGGCACGCUGUCAGCUAUUAUAAUUUUUCUAAAUCUCUCCAGAGUAGCGAAAAAAAGAAAACCCAUAAACCUAGUUUUUCAUUGUAUCAAUACCGUACUAAAAAUCAUGGAGAAUGGAAGAUACUCGUAUUUACAAGUGGAAAAACGUUUUCCCUUUUUGUAUGGACGAUUACGUAGUAUACUUCCCUCUUAAGGUUUUUGACGGACACUUUUUCAUUAUUAAUUACAAGGAGAUUGUAUUUCUUACCUCUACCAUCCACUAAGAGCAUUUAGAAGGGAGAUGUCAUCGCUGUCAUUUUCUUUACAAAAUAGUCUGCCGAUUUUUACGGGG
Molecule: messenger RNA, 5648 nt
Organism: Cydia fagiglandana
Lineage: Eukaryota; Metazoa; Arthropoda; Insecta; Lepidoptera; Tortricidae
Gene: nolo
Product: protein madd-4
Exons: 30
Coding region: 483-4310 (1275 amino acids)
Biological process (GO): extracellular matrix organization
Source: RefSeq, a predicted model, not a curated record